Paramormyrops kingsleyae is the source of this 4366-nucleotide messenger RNA. Its product is annotated as A disintegrin and metalloproteinase with thrombospondin motifs 8-like. Gene Ontology annotation, biological process: extracellular matrix organization; proteolysis. The record is from RefSeq and is a predicted model, not a curated record. NCBI's taxonomy places the organism in Eukaryota, Metazoa, Chordata, Actinopteri, Osteoglossiformes, Mormyridae. Gene Ontology annotation, molecular function: zinc ion binding; metalloendopeptidase activity.
UAUGGAAAAUAAGUUGUAUGACUGUGGAGUUGCCAGCCUCUGUCUUCUCCCCUCCGGAUUUCUGAAGCAGUGCAUCAUUUUCUUCAGUGCAGUUUCUCCGCAGCUUGUGACCCGCGGCCCAGUUCAUCGGCAGUGAGGAGCCCAGCCAGGCUCGGUGGCACUAGCCAGGGAAACACACCAUGGCGGACGGGAUAGUUGUGCUGACAUAUAAGGACCAGCUCUCCACCCUGUGACCAACAGCACAUGGGACCUAGAGACGAUCCUUGGUUGCUACGUUCAACAUGGCUUUGCAGAUUGCUCCCUGCCCUUUCACUGGUGUGACGAUGAGGCUGGCACUUCAGCACUACGUGCUGACGCUCAUCGCCAUGGUCGCCCACAUCUACAAGCACCCCAGCAUAAAGAAUUCCAUCAGCGUGGUGGUGGUGAAGAUGCUGGUCGUGGAAGAUGAGGACCUGGGGCCGUCUGUCUCCAGCAAUGGGGGUGUGACGCUGCGCAGCUUCUGUGCCUGGCAGCAGCUGUUCAACCCCCCCAGCCAGAGACACCCGGAGCACUAUGACACAGCUCUACUCUUCACCAGAGAGGACAUCUGUGGGCACCAGAGCUGUGACACGCUGGGCGUUGCUGACGUGGGCACCAUGUGUGACCCCAAGAGGAGCUGCUCCGUCAUCGAGGACAACGGGCUGCAGGCUGCUUUCACGACCGCCCACGAGCUUGGUCACGUGCUCAGCAUGCCACACGACGACUCCAAGAACUGCCAAGGCCUCUUGGGGCCCCUGGGUCAGCACCACCUAAUGGCCCCCCUGUUCGUGCACCUUAACCGCAGCCUGCCCUGGUCGUCCUGCAGCGCCCUCUACAUCACGGACUUCUUUGACAAUGGACAUGGGGACUGUCUGCUGGACGAGCCUGAUGCCGCCCUGUCCCUCCCCACGCGGCUGCCGGGCCAUUCCUACGGGCUGGACCGACAGUGCCAGCAGACCUUCGGCGAGGAGUUCGCUCACUGCCCCAACACGUCAGACUCAGACAUCUGCAGUCAGCUCUGGUGCAGGGAGUGGGGGGAACCGCAUUGCACCACCAGGAAUGGCAGCCUGCCGUGGGCAGAGGGCACACCGUGUGGAGCUGGCCGAGUCUGCCAGGAGGGGCUCUGCGUGGCGGCAGACGAGGCUACACCACCCAAGGUGGCUGUGGAUGGCAGCUGGGGGGCUUGGUCACCAUGGGGACGUUGCUCUCGGACCUGUGGCGGUGGGGUGGAGUUCUCGCACCGGCAGUGCACCAGCCCCGAGCCGCAAAACGGCGGGAGGUACUGCGAGGGCCAGAGGGUUAAGUACCGCUCCUGCCAGACGGGGGCCUGCGGGGGCGACGGUGGGAAGAGCUUCAGGGAAGAGCAGUGUGAGAAAUACAACAGCUUCAGCUACCUGGACAUCCACGGAAAUGUCAAGGAGUGGAUCCCAAAGUACGCUGGAGUGUCGCCCCGGGACAGGUGCAAACUCUUCUGCAGGGCAAAAGGCAGCAGUGAAUUCAAGGUGUUUGAAGCCAAGGUUGUUGAUGGCACCACAUGCGGCCCCGACACCACCUCCAUCUGCGUGCAGGGCCAGUGCGUCAAGGCGGGCUGCGACCAGGAGAUCGGAUCCAAUGCCAAGCUGGACAAGUGCGGGGUCUGUGCCGGGAAUGGAUCUAGCUGCCGGAGAGUCGCCGGUGCUCUCAGCAAGGCCGUCUACGGCUACAGUGAUAUUGUCACCAUACCAGCUGGGGCCACCAAUAUCGACGUGAAACAGCGCAGCCACCGCGGCGUGAAGCAUGACGGUCACUACCUGGCCAUCCAGGCAGAGGACGGCAGCUACAUCCUGAACGGGAACUUUUCUGUGUCGAUGGUGGAGCAGGACAUCCCGGUGGCAGGGGCCGUGCUGCGCUACAGCGGCUCCUCCACCACACUGGAGCGCAUCCAGAGCUUCCAACGGCUCCGGGAGGCCAUCACCAUCCAGCUGCUAGCCACUGCGGGGGAGGCCUCCCCCCCCAAGGUCAAGUACACCUUCUUCCUCCCAAAGGACGUGCCAUUCAGCAAGGCCAAGGAGAAGAAAGGUUCUCCACAUGUGAUCCAGCCACUGGGGGUGCCCCAGUGGUCUUUGGGCGAGUGGUCAGAAUGUUCCAAGACCUGCGGCUCCGGCUGGUCACGGCGUGACGUUGAGUGUCGAGACACUGGCGGUUUCCUUUCUGAAUUGUGUGACCAGGACCUGAGGCCUGCAGAUAUUCGGGCCUGUGCAGACCUGCCCUGCCCAGUCUGGCAGAUGGGCCCCUGGUCCUCCUGCUCUCGAACUUGUGGUUUGGGCGUCCGUCGUCGCAGCGUCUUUUGCACUGACUACACAGGCAAGACAGUGGACCCAGAGAGGUGCGAUCCGGCCCGCCUGCCUGAGCCAGUGUCAGGGGAGUGUCUCACCCAGGAGUGCGAGGGCCUGGCAGUACAGGGCGGGCAGUGAGGGCGACCUGAGCAGCAGAGUAGUGACCUACUAACCAGCCUUGACCGUGCUUCCAAGACAAGCAGGAAAACUGUAGGUUGAAACAGAGUGGAUAGUGCACUAACUGACCCGAGCAAGUUAUGAGGCAAUGGCCUAUUUCUAAGAUUAACUUAAAAAGUUUUGUUGUUGUCUUUGUGUGUUUUUUUAAUGAAUAACCACUAUUGACAUUUUUUAACCCAAUAGAGAUCUACCUCAGAGUAUGUAAGAUUGUUACAGAUGUUAGGUGACGAUACUGUAUGCUUUUUCUAGCCACAAAGGGAAGCUGCCUUUGCAUGUGUCCUACUGACAGACACCGUUGGAGUAUCAGAUACUUUCUCCAUUCCAUUGCAGAAUCUGUUUUUCUACAGCUCAGGCUAAGCAAAAAAAUUGACCUUGUCCAGAAACUUGACCGGUUAGACUAAUUUCUAAUAUUAACUGUUGCUAUAAUCAGCCAUAUUUAAAGUACAGAAAACAUUCAUUUCCUUUUGUUUUAUAAUUAUUUUGAAAAAAAAAAUAAUCAAAUGUGAGGAAUAUUAUUAAAAUAUGGUUCCUGAUCCAUUUAAAGUAACACAAAACAACAAGCCCUAUUUCUACGGCGACACUGUACCUGAAAACCAUUGACAAUGGGCUGCCUCUUUUCAUGAUCAGUUCAGGCCAAGUCAUGUAACAGUCUGUGCCCAAUGUCUGAAGAUUAUACUAGAAUAUUAUUUAUUUCGGGCUUUAUUUUUUGCCUUUUUACAGAACCUGGAAUUUUAGGGGCUUCAUGCAGGUCUCAGUAAGACGUGCUUUUAGCCUCAUGUGGAAAUUUGAAUAUAUUAUGGGCCAACACAUCUCUGCAUAUUUGACAAGCAUGGAUUUAUUGUAGCUAGUUUUACCUCUGUGCAGAUAGCUCUGAAAAAACGUCAUUCUUACCCAUUACGCAGUUUAUUUUCUCACUGCUUAUUUGGCAGUUUAAGUUUCAAUAUUCUUGCUGCUUUUCAAGAGAUGUAUUACUCUAGAUGUUUACAAACAAAGUUUUUUCCUGCUUAAUGAUGAAAAAGCCGCAGUUUGAUAAUGUAUGACAAGCAGGGACUCACCUUGUCAAGAACCACCAACAUGGGAAUGUAAAAAGCCUUAGAAAUGUCUCCCCUUUGUGACGGAAGUGCAUCACUUAGUGACUUAGUAAAUCAUAUAUUAAUUUAUAUACGUAGGUACGCUUAUGUGAGGAUAUCAGAUUUUUUCACUUGUAAAAGGAUGAAUAGCCUCAGAGUUGACCUUCUCCUUGCAAAUACAGUCAGGAGUCAGAUGUAGUGCAGAGCAGUGAGACAGGGUCGGUGGGCCUGCCUGCCUUUCCUUCUGUCCAGUAGAGUAAAGUAGACCUAGCUUAUAUGUCUUCGAGAGCGGCUCCCACUGUGGAGGAGUGUGAUUAGAGACAAAGAGAGACUCGACCAAAGAAAGCACAUGUGAAGCGUGGCCAAAGGUCAGGACACCUCCAUGACAGGAAAAUGAAGGCCGGCACAUUCAAAAAUCUAUCGCAUUGAUUUCAGUGAAACUCAACUCAAAAUUCAAACCGAAUACAAUGCUUUUAAAAAUAAAUCUGUGUUUUUUCUGUUGUUCUAAAUAUAUCUUUGUGGAAUUGUGUGAUGUAUCAUUCCGGACAUGUACAAAAGAUUUUUAAAAAGUAAAUCCAAUACAUAACGGCGUUGUAUCCCUUCAGUGAAGGACUUAAGUCUUUUAUUAUUUUAGCUUCCGUUCAAAGCUAUUUAUUUUUGUAAAUUUUGUAUCUUUUGGACAUCAGAUUAUAAAAGUUUUUGAGAUGCUGCUGUCUUCCAGAAUAAUAUGUAAUUCACAAAGUUGUAAAGUAAAAUAUGAGAAUAAAGAUGUCUCUUUUAACGCCA